Molecule: messenger RNA, 1678 nt
Organism: Sycon ciliatum
Lineage: Eukaryota; Metazoa; Porifera; Calcarea; Leucosolenida; Sycettidae
Product: nicotinamidase-like
Exons: 5
Coding region: 147-839 (230 amino acids)
Source: RefSeq, a predicted model, not a curated record
CUUUACGUCUCUACUCUCCCAUUCAGAAUUGUAAAGUUGUUAGAAUUUUCAUCCUGCGCUGGGGAAGGCUAAUUGCUGAAGCUAGUCGGAUCAGCUAUUUAUGAUUAUGAGGGCUUCUCCAUGAGUCCUUCGGCCCCCCAUUGGAUAUGGAGGUUAUCAAAAGAAAGAGCGCGCUGAUCAUUGUUGAUGUGCAGAACGACUUCAUAUCUGGGAGUCUAGCAGUUCCAGGUGGCGAGAAGGUCGUGGACGUGUGCAACCACCUGCGGGACAGAGGAGAUUUUUCAAUGGUGGUCGUGACACAAGACUGGCAUCCGUCGACUCACAUCUCGUUCGCACGAAACGCCCAGAACUUUGUUCUGGCGGAUGAAGUGGAUGGAGCUGCAGUGUGCGAGUUCUCCACAGUGUCCUUCUCGGAUCCUCCGCUGGACGGUGUGAGUGUGUUCCCGGUGCACUGUGUAGCCGAUACCUGGGGUGCAGAGCUGCACAAGGACCUGCAGGUCCGGUCCAGCGACGUUACGGUGCGCAAGGGCUCGCACACCGAACGCGAGUCCUUCUCGGCGUUCGCAGAUAACACACAGCUGUCGGAGACCCAUCUGGCCAACACGCUGCGCCAUGCCAGCAUCACCGAUGUCUUUGUUUGCGGGCUGGCCUAUGAUGUCUGCGUGAGCUGGACGGCUCGCGACGCCGUGCGACGCGGCUUUCGAACGUUCUUCGUGGAGGAUGCGGCCGCCGGUGUGGAGGCAGGUGAAAUGUCACGGAUGAAACAGGAGCUGGCACAGCUUGGUGUUAGUUUUGUCCAGUCCGAUGAGGUUCCAGGACUGUUGGCAGAGGCAGCAUAGACCUAGGUGAUCCUACCCAGCGUGUUGUGACUCAAGAUUCAAUGACUCCUGGUGCGAUCGUGCCCAGCUUGCUUUGAUCAAAUGACUUCCAGAAGAGAAAUUUAAACUUAGAGAAAUCAGAUAUUUACCUUUCUAGUUAUAUCCAUGCCUGUAAUAUUUAUCCAGAAUAAUCAGCACCGUUCAUCGAGAAAGCCAUCAACAGUAUUCAGAAUUUAUAUUCUACGUGACCCAGCAGGUCAAAGUACGCACCCAUCAUGUAUUCUUAGCCCUCUGGGGGUAUUUUCUAAUUAGGGUGUACAGCCCACGCAGCAGUGCUGUCCACCAAUAUUUGUAUAGGCUGUGCUCUCUGCUGUGCAGGCACUUCUUACUCGUUGUGUCUCUUGCUCUUCGCCAAUUUGUUGACCAACUCUGUUGGCCCGUAACUACUAGCCUUCAUAUCGCCCGGGCCGUUACUUCUUGUGCGGCUCUCUCUCUCUCUCUCUCUCUCUCUCUCUCUCUCUCUCUCUCUCUCUCUCUCUCUUUCUUACUUUCUCUCUCUUGUUUGUUUGGUUUCUGUAGAAAGGACUAUCCCUUUUUUCUAUAUUUUAUUGGGAGGAAGACAUCUUUGUCAGCUUGUGCUCAGCUCUACUGCGUGAAGUAAAUUAUCUUUCCAUGCUGUCAUGGUGAUCUUCGCUUUCUCCGCUUUUUUCUGUCCAUAUUUUCAGCUUUCUGACCCCGUGUUUCCUUAUUAUCUUACACGUUCUCAGGCAGUCACUGGAAUCCUUGCUUCAGCCUUAUUCUAUCAAAUUUCUGUAUUAUUAUGUUGGAAUUGUCCCACAGCGAACCAUUGUGGAGAUCUA